AGAGUCUUGUAUCGUGAUAGGAUGUCAUGGUCAGCUAGGGGAAUGAUACUUAAAGCCCUCUUGAUCUCUUCUUUCCGUCAUCAUAUUGGCAUCAUCAUUCACCCUCGCUCUUGCCCUUUAAAUCUCACUUACAUCCUCCUGGCUAGGUACACUUCAACUCAAGACUUUCCACCCCAACUUCCUGUCUUCUCCCCCUCCUAUAAAUUAUCUCCAAGCACUCAACCACCGCAUCCUCAGAAUGUACCCAAUGAAAUUACUCGUACUCUUCUGCACUUUGGCUACGGCUGCUGUCAUCCCUAGGGCUGUGAAGGAUGUCCCAGCCGGCUACUGCUGUUUCACCCUCCAUGAUACCGCCUCCGGGAGCAUCGUACAGCAGAACCCAGACACUGGCUUCCUUUACCUCAAUGGAGGCCAACCAUCAGGCUGGUACUGCAUCAACCUGUCCAACACUCAAAAUGUCCUGCGGGAUGACUUCAACAAUGCAUGCUUCCUCGCCCCAGACGGCCUAUUUCAAUGCCUCGAUCCCACUAUCGGCCCUACAUCUUGGACUUUGACGAAGAGUGGUAGCAACACUUUGCUUGCCCAUGACAAAAGCACAACUUUCUCUUCAUGCCCCGCCAAGACCACUGGCCGGCUAUUAUACUCAACCAAGUCUGGCGAUGCCUCCCAAUGCAAGAAGAUUACUCUCAAGGCCCAGGAUUUCACAGGGACCUGUAAGAGCUUUUCCGCUCGUUCCUCAACGGAAUAGACACCCACUGUGGCACCAAUGGUCUGCAACCCUGGCUGGUUUCUUCUCAAUCCCAGUGACAUUGACGUCGUGGGCGACUGGCACUGUGAUGCAGAAUCUCUUCGUGAGAAUCACCU
This is a messenger RNA of Ilyonectria robusta, 864 nucleotides long. RefSeq lists its product as uncharacterized. The coding region runs from base 239 to 748 and encodes 169 amino acids. The record is from RefSeq and is a predicted model, not a curated record. NCBI's taxonomy places the organism in Eukaryota, Fungi, Ascomycota, Sordariomycetes, Hypocreales, Nectriaceae. The transcript has a single exon.